AUUGAUCAGUGUGUGUGUGUGUGUGUGUGUGUGCAGAGGGAGGACAGUGAUAAAAUUGGACCUCUGGCAUAUUUUCCUCCCAAUGGAACCUUCAACCUAAUGUACUACCCAUACUACGGCAAGAAAGCUCAGGUGAACUACACUCAGCCGCUGGUGGCCGUGAAGUUUCUGAACGCCUCUCUGAACACGGACAUCAAUGUGGAGUGUAAAAUCAACUCCAACACUCUGGCUGAAGGCAGCGAGAGAGACAAGUUCGCUGGACGGGUGUCCUUCAAACUACGAAUCAACGACAAAUAGACACACACACACACACACACUCACUCACUCAUUCACACACACACACACACUCACUCACUCACUCACUCACACACUCACUCACUCAUUCACACACACACACACACUGACUCACUCAAACACACACACACACUCACUCAUUCACACACACACACACACACACGUUGAAGCUGCAGUAAUCCUGUGUUUCCGUCCUCAAUCUGUCCUUUAACGUAGAAUCAUGUCAUGAUGUGUUCACUGACCCUCUGAAUUGCCAGCUUUAGUUACAGUCUGUUUAUUGUGUUUGGUAUUUCCUCUGAGCCUCAGUGCAGCUUUAACUCUGACCCUGAAACCGACCAAUCAGCACGCACACACGCUCUGAUGUCACUGCCACUGAGGAAGGAAUGAAGAACGACAGACGAUCACACGAUGGAUGAAGCUAAGACCAGGUUAUUGAUCGCACAGCACUGUUUACUGAUGGACGGUUUAUGUGUUCUUUUCAUUUAUUUAUUACUUGUUUAUUUAUUUAUUUAUUUAUUUAUUGAUUUGGUUAUUGAUGAUGACUCUUUGUUUUUAGUGAUGUUUAAAUCAGACAGCUCAAAGUCAGCUGAGUUUAGAUUACAGGUACGAUGGGCUCUGAUUGGCUGUUCAGACACUGACUUACAGGUCCCUGCACAUCCUGGAGAACCUGGAGAAACCUGGAAAACCUGGUGUUGUUAAUCAGCUCAGCAACUAAAGUCCAACUUAGAUAGAAACCAGUUCAGAAACCAGUUCACCAAGGCAGUCUCUCUGCAAGCUCCACUUCAUAGCUGUUCUGGAGCUUUCAUUCAUAUCAGAAACCAGUCCUGGU
Molecule: messenger RNA, 1123 nt
Organism: Morone saxatilis (striped sea-bass)
Lineage: Eukaryota; Metazoa; Chordata; Actinopteri; Moronidae
Product: sodium/potassium-transporting ATPase subunit beta-2-like
Exons: 2
Biological process (GO): intracellular potassium ion homeostasis; potassium ion import across plasma membrane; intracellular sodium ion homeostasis
Cellular component (GO): sodium:potassium-exchanging ATPase complex
Molecular function (GO): ATPase activator activity
Source: RefSeq, a predicted model, not a curated record